Messenger RNA from Bufo bufo (common toad), 1374 nucleotides. RefSeq names its product vomeronasal type-2 receptor 26-like. Gene Ontology annotation, molecular function: G protein-coupled receptor activity. Bases 1 to 1374 code for a protein of 457 amino acids. Gene Ontology annotation, biological process: G protein-coupled receptor signaling pathway. The record is from RefSeq and is a predicted model, not a curated record. The transcript has 6 exons. NCBI's taxonomy places the organism in Eukaryota, Metazoa, Chordata, Amphibia, Anura, Bufonidae. Gene Ontology annotation, cellular component: membrane.
AUGGCGGAAGUGAAAAUAACAACAUUUAAUGUCAAAGGCCUCAACUCACCUCAAAAGAGAGGUCAGCAACACACGGAUGAUGAAGGUAGACUUCUGAUCCUAAAGGGGGAGAUUGCCUCGCAAAAAUACACCUUAGCUAAUCUAUACGCCCCCAACAAGGCAACGGUUCAAUGGCUUCUCAAAGCCCUGGAAAUCAUCAAACAUUUUGCAGAGGGCCAGGUGAUCCUAGGUGCUGAUCUUAACCUGGUUCUGAACCCAGAAUUAGAUUCCUCUACCGCCAAGUCACACAUCGCCCAGAAACACAUUUCGCAGCCGGAGAUUGGGAACAUCACCAUCUCUGACCACGCUCCCUGCCACGUGACCCUCGCCUCCCUACCAAGAAGAGAGUGGAACUGGAAACUUAACGAAUCCUUGUUGAAUAACAGACUACAUAUUGAACAGCAACCUCAUGCUAGGCUGAAGGUCAAUGGCACGCUGUCUCCGACCUUUGAGAUUACAAACGACACUGAAAAUUGCCAGAGAUGUCCUGAUCAUGAAUGGCCAAAUGAGUCUAAAAACAAAUGUGUCGUCAGAGAUGAUGAGUUUUUCUCCUAUGAGACUGAUGUUCUUGCUUUAGUCUUUUCCAUCAUCUCCACAUUACUCUCUCUUAUAACUUUCUUUAUAAUUGGAAUAUUCUCUUUAUUCCAGAAAUCUCCCAUUGUCAGAGCCAAUAACCAGAACCUCAGCUUCAUUCUACUGACCUCUCUCAUGUUCAGCUUACUCUGUGUGUUUCUAUUCAUCGGUCGUCCAGUGGAUAUAACCUGCAGGCUACGACAAAUCUGCUUUGGGAUCUUCUUUACCGUAGCUGUGUCUUCUGUCCUGGCCAAGACCAUCAUAGUCUGCAUAGCAUUUAAGGCCACCAGACCUGACAGCUCCUGGAGAAAGUGUGUGGGAGUUAAGCUUCCUUAUUCUGUAGUGUUGGUCUGUUCUUCUAUUCAGGUUCUGAAUGCAGUUAUCUGGUUGUCAGUUUCUCCUCCAUAUCAAGAACUAAACUUGGAUUAUCCUGGGAAGAUCAUCCUCCAGUGUAAUGAAGGUUCCAUCUUGGCUUUUUACUUCAUGUUGGGUUAUAUGGGGUUUCUGGCAGCUUUGAGUUUUGUUCUGGCUUUUAUGGUGAGGACAUUACCUGACAUCUAUAAUGAAGCCAAGUUCAUCACCUUCAGCAUGCUGGUGUUCUGCAGUGUCUGGAUCUGCGCCAUCCCAGCCUAUCUGAGCAGUACAGGAAAGCACAUGGUCAUCGUGGAGAUAUUUGCCAUAUUGUCCUCAGGAGUCUUUGACGUGUUUUAUCAACUCGCCUGCAAAGAAGAGAUAUGGCAGCUUGCAAUGUCUGACGUGUAG